AUGUAUUGUUCAAAAUCACGAAACAAAAGCUCUCCACUUGGCAUUGGCCAUUACUCAUUCAGUACAAACAAAGACUUAAAAGUUCUGAACACACGUUCAAACCUUCAGGCUUGAUCUAAAAAUUCCAGGCUGAAGCUAAACUUCAGUAGCUUCAGUAGGAGCAGGCACACUAUUCAAGGAACUAAGGCAGGCCUCCGAUAUUACAAGGUGCAAGGACUUAGCCGAAAUAACAAAUGUAAGGGAAUGAUUUAGUAUGUUAGACCUAGGAACGAUAAUGAAGAAGAAUCAGUGCAAGGAGAUGAUGAAAAGUUGCAAUAUCAAGUCGUUUUUAAACAGAAGAAAUCGUAAUCUUAUCAUUAAAUAAAGACAAGCAACGGAAAUUACUUUCGAAAAGUACAGAGAAACCGAUGAAUAUCUUCGUAGUAGCCAACAACCCUGAUAAUAAGCAUUCUGUCAUGAGGAUAGGGACUAACAAGCCACAUUCUGUAUUCAAAAUUGUGGAUGACCACAGGUAUUCUCCAGUUAUCAAACUGGAGAGGAACAAAGCUAGUGAAAUGGAUGCCUUUCUCAAGAGAAAACUUACCAAAAAUUUCCGAAGAUAG
This is a messenger RNA of Moneuplotes crassus, 602 nucleotides long. The record is from the annotation of a GenBank genome assembly. Lineage: Eukaryota; Ciliophora; Spirotrichea; Euplotida; Euplotidae.